CACCGAAAGCCACAAGAAUCCAUCCGCUUCCUUCCUCCGCUCCGACCUCCGAAGAAACCCACCCCCAAAUCGCGCACUCGCCCGCACGAAUCUCCGCGCGCCAUGGCCUCCUCCCGGAACCCCGACGCCCCUGCGGCGCCGGCGCUGCCCUCGGCGCCCGCUGUGGAGCCGCUUGAGGCUCAAGCCCCAAACCCUAGCAUUGUUCCCAGCGACCCCCCGUCGCCAGAGAUGGAGGCCACGGCGGAGGCGCUCACGAGGGAGGAGGUCCUCCGCCGGCGCCGCCGUCGCGCGGCCCGGCUUGCGGGCGUGUACCGCCGGCUGUACUGGGCCAUGGCCGAGGAGGUGCGCGCGCGGCACCGGCAGUACGUCUGGGACCUUGCCCGGAGCCCGCUCGAGGCCGAGCAGCCGCCGCCGCCUCCCGGAGCCCCCAUCCCCGCGGUCGGGGAGCCGCCGCGGCCGGCGCCGGUGCCGAGAAGGAAGAAGUGCGGGUUCACGGGGUGCAAGGUGCGGGCCAUGGCGACGACCCGGUUCUGCCACUCCCACAUCCUGUCCGAUCCCAAACAGGUGCUCUACAAACCCUGCGCCUACAUAACCAAGAGUGGGGUACAGGGUGGGCUUGUCACCUGUGGCAGGCCAAUCAUAAAGUCUGCAGCUCCCUCGUUCUGCAAUAUUCACUUGCAAAGAAGUCAGAAGAGCAUUACACAAGCUUAUAGGAAGGUUGGCUUUAACCCACCCCUUACAGGCAAGGUCACCCCAAAGUUUAGUGUUUUGGUUGCUGAAUGUGUUCGUCAGAUCCAAGACAAAAGGAGACAAUCACGACAGAAAUGCCCUAAAGAUGGAAAAGUUGACUGACCCAUACAUUGAUAUCCAUCCGUGCGAACAAAAUUCAUGGAAAGUCAGGCAUUCUUUUGAGGUAUACCCAAAGUAUUGGUAAAGUACUCUGCCAGAUUGCGGCUGUCACCCUUUGUUGAAUGAUUUGAAUACUUGAAACUUACAGACAUACAUGAGUUAAAGUUUAAAGUGUCAUUGGAAGAACUGUUUUCUCAGGAAUGGUUCAGUAGCAUAUUUGAAACGAAAACUUGAAGGAGCAAGCUUGUGGUGAUAAUCAAGUAUCAGCUGCGAGGGCAUGCAGUUACAGAUUUCUCAGGAGGUCUAUCUUUUAUGUAUUGGGCAGUCUUAUAUCUUGAGCUUUAUGAGUUGCUGAACAUGUUUGGUCUGAUGAUGUGUUGAACCAUCAUCUGCUUGUUGGUCCUAUCAUACCCAAUACCUGCCUGCGUGAAGGCCUGUAACUGCCAGCAUUAAACCUAUCUACAUGGAUUCGUAUGAAAAGCAUGGUGACUCUUGUGGAUGUCACAAAUCUUUCUCUGAUUUGGAUUCCAUGUCAUGAGUUACACAGAUCAGAGUUUCAACCUGUGUAUUUGGUCAUGCAGAUUGCUUAGUGGCGGUCUAAUUGUUCAGCAUGGUGCACUCGGUAUAGAAAAUGCUCAUAUUGUGGAGAAAAAAGAAUUAUUUCUUGCCAAUUGGAGAUUCAAUGCAUGUGCUUGGAGUGUACUUUGUUGAGAGAUGUAUGAAUGCGAGAUAUGUACUUUCACGGACAUGAGCUGUACAUGGUAUCAGAUGCUACUUACAAGGAAUGUUUCGAUUAUGACGAACCAAAGGAAGAGCCUAAUAAAACAUGGAUUCAUGUGGAUACUGCAGAAUGCAUUUAUGUUUAUUGGAUGUCCGGUGCCUGGCAAUGGUAUAAAAUUUCAUGAUUUGCACAAAUGUUACCCAGAGUGGUUUUAUGGAUGGAGGCUGCUAGAAUCUGGCUACAAUGUGUAAGCAUUGUAAGCAUAUAUCAGAUACCGUGCAGGAACAAUGGAACAUAGUAGUGCUUGUUGCAGUUUCAUGGCUGUAAGAUUUCUGUCAUACUAGUGAUUGGUUACAGUUUCAUGACUCUUAAGAUCUCAGGUUUGGCAAGGUCUAAGGCAACUAAGAACAAACAAAUGAGCACCUUUCCUGAUAUCUCAUUAGUUUUGCUGUUGUUAGUUGUUAGAUAUUACCAUGUCAACUCUUUUAUUGUUUUUCUCAUGUUGUAAGAUUUGGAUUAUGUGCUUCAUAUGAUUAGAUACAUAUGUUCUAUUUUUGCCGCA
Messenger RNA from Setaria italica (foxtail millet), 2132 nucleotides. RefSeq lists its product as uncharacterized. Bases 103 to 852 code for a protein of 249 amino acids. Gene Ontology annotation, cellular component: NSL complex. The record is from RefSeq and is a predicted model, not a curated record. The transcript has 2 exons. Lineage: Eukaryota; Viridiplantae; Streptophyta; Magnoliopsida; Poales; Poaceae.